UAAUGUUAAAUGAUAAAAUUGAAAAAAAAGAAAAUACUUUAAAUUUCAGUUCCUCUUAGUUCUACUUCUAACACAAAAUAUUCAAACUACAAAUUUAGAAGAAUUUCUAAAAGAAAUUAGACGACUAUUAGUUUUUUAAUAAAUACCAACACAAAUAAAGCUUAUCACUCUCCCUUCUAAAUUAAUUUGCAAAUAUGACAUCGGCAUCGUCAAGCAGCGCCCGAUCUCUGUUCGCGGAAUCAAAACAAAGACUUGCAGAGAGAGUUCAAGUUAAUAUGAACAAUAUAGCAUCACUAGCUAGGCAGAUCCAACGAGGUUCUAAAUCUAAUGAGCUCCUUAUGAAAGCAGCAAGGGAUACAGCAUGUACGGAACCAUUAAUGGAGAGCACAGAACAGAAUUUAAAGAAAAUGCAACUGAUAUCAGUGCAUAUGGGUUAUCAAUUUGAAAGCAUACAGAAGUCAGCAGAAAUAAUUACAGAAAUUAACGAACAAGUUGCUAGCUUGCAAAGAUAAAUACAGUCACUAUCAUGAUAUUAAAAAACAAUACUUGGAACAGCCAAUGAGGUUGUUAUUAAUUACCUAAUACAAUAGAAUUCAGCUGGGA
This is a messenger RNA of Pieris rapae (cabbage white), 603 nucleotides long. RefSeq lists its product as uncharacterized. NCBI's taxonomy places the organism in Eukaryota, Metazoa, Arthropoda, Insecta, Lepidoptera, Pieridae. Bases 195 to 512 code for a protein of 105 amino acids. The record is from RefSeq and is a predicted model, not a curated record. Gene Ontology annotation, cellular component: BORC complex. The transcript is spliced from 3 exons.